AAUAAAAAAGGCUUAAAAACCUCACCAGUCACACAACCAUUUCUCUCGGUUACACACAGCAAUACUUUUAUAAGAAGAUAAGAAGGAAGCACAGAAAUAGUCGCAACGUAUUCAGAAAGAGAAGGAGAAAAUCAAUCACAAUAUCAAUGGCGGAGAAGAGCUUCAAGUAUGUGAUCAUCGGCGGUGGUGUAUCUGCUGGAUACGCUGCUAGAGAGUUUUGCAAGCAGGGGGUUAAGCCCGGUGAGCUUGCAAUCAUCUCCAAGGAGGCGGUGGCUCCUUAUGAACGUCCUGCACUGAGCAAGGCUUAUCUUUUUCCUGAGGGAACUGCAAGACUUCCAGGAUUCCAUGUCUGUGUUGGAAGUGGAGGGGAGAGAUUACUUCCUGAGUGGUACAAAGAGAAAGGGAUUGAGUUGAUCCUUAGCACAGAAAUAGUGAAAGCAGAUCUUGCUGCCAAGACACUUGUUAGUGCAGCUGGAGAAAUAUUCAAGUAUCAUAUUUUGAUUAUUGCAACUGGUUCCACAGUCAUUAAGUUGACAGAUUUUGGUGUCCAAGGAGCUGAUGCCAAAAACAUUCUCUACUUGAGAGAAAUUGAUGAUGCUGACAAACUUGUAGAAGCAAUUAAAGGAAAGAAGAAUGGAAAGGCUGUAAUUGUUGGAGGAGGAUACAUUGGUCUUGAACUUAGUGCAGCUUUAAGAAUCAACAAUAUUGAUGUUACAAUGGUUUAUCCCGAACCAUGGUGCAUGCCUCGCCUUUUUACUGCUGGUAUAGCUGCCUUCUAUGAGGGUUAUUAUGCUAACAAAGGAGUCAAGAUCGUUAAGGGAACAGUUGCUGUUGGGUUCAAUGCUGAUUCAAAUGGAGAGGUAAAGGAAGUGAAACUAAAGGAUGGCAGGGUGCUAGAAGCUGACAUUGUUGUUGUUGGUGUUGGUGGAAGGCCUCUUACAACACUAUUUAAAGGGCAGGUUGAAGAGGAGAAAGGUGGAAUAAAGACUGAUGCGUUUUUCAAAACUAGUAUUUCUGAUGUAUAUGCUGUCGGUGAUGUCGCCACAUUUCCUUUGAAGUUGUACAAUGAUAUCAGAAGAGUUGAACAUGUUGACCAUGCCCGUAAAUCAGCUGAGCAGGCUGUGAAGGCCAUCAAGUCAAAUGAAGAGGGGAAAACAAUUGAUGUAUAUGAUUACCUUCCAUUCUUCUAUUCUCGUUCCUUUGAUCUGUCCUGGCAAUUCUACGGUGACAAUGUUGGUGAUGCCGUGCUAUUUGGAGACAAUGAUCCAGCAUCACCCAAGCCAAAGUUUGGAUCAUACUGGAUCAAAGAUGGGAAGGUUGUCGGAGUUUUUCUGGAGGGUGGAACUCCCGAUGAGAAUAAAGCAAUUGCCAAGGUUGCUAGGGUCCAGCCUCCUGUUGAGAAUUUGGACGUGCUGACAAAAGAAGGUCUUUCUUUCGCCUGUAAGAUAUGAAAUUUCCUUGCUUACGAGAUCAAAAGAUUAUAUCAAAGGUGUUUCUAUCAAGAAUGUAAUAUGAAUAGCUUGCGAGCUCUAAUAAGGUGGUUCUUGUAGUUGCUAUCUUGCUUGUUGGAUGAUGUUUGUUUUAAUACAUGUUUCAUGUUUGGGAUUA
Molecule: messenger RNA, 1608 nt
Organism: Populus trichocarpa (black cottonwood)
Lineage: Eukaryota; Viridiplantae; Streptophyta; Magnoliopsida; Malpighiales; Salicaceae
Product: monodehydroascorbate reductase
Exons: 10
Coding region: 147-1451 (434 amino acids)
Cellular component (GO): cytoplasm
Molecular function (GO): oxidoreductase activity, acting on NAD(P)H; flavin adenine dinucleotide binding
Source: RefSeq, a predicted model, not a curated record